AUGGAACAGCUAUUAACUGCGUUAACUCAAAGUCAACAGCAGCUCGCUCAGAGCCAGCAGAUUCUCAUGCAACAGUUAGCCGAUUCGCAGAAACACAUGGUAACGCUUUUGCAGCAAACGCAAGGUAACCUCACUUCUACUUCUUCGCAAUCAACGGUUUCGGACAGCGUUGUUUCCGCCCCUCUGGCUAAAUCUUCUCAAUUCUCAAGCCUUGCUGAGCGUUUGGGCAAAUUUAUUCAUGAACCGGAUAAGGGAAAAACCUUUACGUUGUGGUACGAACGCCACGAGGGCACCUUUACGGAUGGUGCAAAAGGUUUAAUCGAAGAGGAACGUAAGCAGUUACUUCUUAACGCCUUGGGCGAUGAUGAAUACCAACGUUUAUUAGGCCGUUUGUCGCCUGUGAAGCCAUACGAUUUGAAUUUCUCUGACCUUGUGAAGCAGCUAAAAAAGCAAUUUCAUGACAAUAAGUCGCUUUUUCAACGCCGUUUCGAACCGCUUAAUUUUCGGGCAACGCCGCCUAUGGCGGUAAUCUAUAUUCUUGAUCGAAUAAGCAUUCUGGGAGAUGCUUUUGAAAUUAAUAAUUUCAAUAUAGACCAGCUCAAAAUUUUGCUUACUGCAAUUGCACUUAGCGAUCAUGCUUAUCACACUGAACGUGCUCUCUUGUUUAAAAUUACAGCGGAGAAAGAAAAUUGCACUUAUAGCGAUAUUAGAGAAAUCUGUUACGCCCAUGUAGUACGUUCUGCGGAUGUAAAACGCGUCGAGGAUCAACAUAGCAACGAAGUUAAUGCCGUACAAAAAUGGUCCGGAACUAAAAGUACAAACAAGGAAGCCAAGCAUCGCACCAAGCAGCCGUUGAAGAAAGUAACAUCUUCGCAAUGUCACGGCUGUGGCCUUACGACACAUUCAAGAGAAGACUGUCCGUUUAAGGAAGCGGACUGUAGAAUUUGCAAAAAGACUGGCCAUAUUGCAAAAGUCUGUCGCUCUAAAGGAGCUUCUCUCAAGCAUCGUAAAUACGUCGAAAUUUUGCUAAACGGUAAAAAGAUAAAAAUGCAACUGGAUACUGGCGCGGACAUAACAACAAUCGGAACAAAGGUAUAG
Messenger RNA from Trachymyrmex cornetzi, 1098 nucleotides. RefSeq lists its product as uncharacterized. Bases 1 to 1098 code for a protein of 365 amino acids. NCBI's taxonomy places the organism in Eukaryota, Metazoa, Arthropoda, Insecta, Hymenoptera, Formicidae. The record is from RefSeq and is a predicted model, not a curated record. The transcript has 2 exons. Gene Ontology annotation, molecular function: nucleic acid binding; zinc ion binding.